AUGUCCCGAAAACUCCGACUCGGUAUCAUCGGGGCCGGUGAAGUUUUUCAGGUCUGCCAUGGACCGUGUCUCAUGCUUAUGCCUCACCUCUUUCAAAUCGAGUCCAUCUGCGACUUGUCAGCAAGCACAGUUGAACAUUGCGCCCAAAAGUUCCAUGUUCCCCACCAAACCAUUGCCCCUCAGGAGGUGAUCGAUCACCCGAACGUUGAUUGUGUCUUUAUCCUCACGUCCGACGAGAGCCAUGCGCCUCUUGUCAUUGCAGCUCUCCAAGCGGGCAAGAAUGUCUUUGUCGAGAAGCCCGUUUCUCUAUCGAUCGCCUCCGUACAGUCCAUCGUUGAGGCGGAGAAGAAUGCCCCAUCAGGGGCUCGAGUCUUCGUGGGUUACAUGCGCCGCUACGCGCCAAGCUUCGUGCAGGCAUUCAAGCGCGAGAUUGCGACUAUCCCCAGAAUUCUGUACGCGCGCGUGCGUGACUUUUGCGGACCAAAUCCGCACUUUAUCAGCCAGAGUGGUACUUUCCCAGUGAAGAACUCCGACUACCCAGCGAAUGCGACAGAGGAGCGGAGCUCACGCUUGAAAAGCCUCUAUGCAGAGGCUUUCCCCGACCAAGAGAUCACAGACGAGAAGCGCAAAAUUUGUCACUUCCUCGGAAGCCUGGGCUCCCAUGACAUCUCUCUUAUGCGUGAAGCUCUGGGCUUCCCCGAAAAGGUAGUUGGCGUGUCUGCAAAUGACCCCUUCUACAGCGCAAUCAUGACCUUCCGCAACCCAGAUGGCUCGACCUACUCCACGACUUAUGAGAGUGGUAUUGACAGCGUCCCCAUCUUCGAUGCGCAUAUGGCUGUGUACGGUGCCUCCAAGCGGGUCACAAUCAAGUAUGACAGCCCUUAUGUCAAGGGGUUGCCCAUCUACGUCGAAGUUGAAGAAGUCAAUGAGAAUGGCGAGAUACAAAAGCGCACACUUCUGUCGUCGUACGAGGACGCGUAUACCGCUGAGCUCCAGGAGAUGUACGAGGCUUUUACCAAUGGCAGGGAGAUCAAGACAUCGGUCCAGGAUGCAAGGAAGGAUCUAGAGAUCUACGACCUGAUGUAUCAAAGAUGGAUGGAGAACUAG
This is a messenger RNA of Penicillium oxalicum, 1107 nucleotides long. RefSeq names its product Gfo/Idh/MocA family oxidoreductase. Lineage: Eukaryota; Fungi; Ascomycota; Eurotiomycetes; Eurotiales; Aspergillaceae. Gene Ontology annotation, cellular component: cytoplasm. The record is from RefSeq and is a predicted model, not a curated record. The transcript is spliced from 3 exons. Gene Ontology annotation, biological process: NADPH regeneration. Gene Ontology annotation, molecular function: nucleotide binding; oxidoreductase activity. The coding region runs from base 1 to 1107 and encodes 368 amino acids.